Messenger RNA from Coregonus sp. 'balchen', 3135 nucleotides. NCBI's taxonomy places the organism in Eukaryota, Metazoa, Chordata, Actinopteri, Salmoniformes, Salmonidae. The record is from the annotation of a GenBank genome assembly.
AUGCAUUCUCUGUCCAUGGGGCAGGGCUGUAGCAGCAGCUCUGGCUCGGUGGUACAGGUGUGCUUCCCCAGCGCCCAGGCGUCUGUACUGGACAGCCUGAACAGGCAGCGCGAGGAGGGCCAGCUCUGUGACCUCUCCAUCCAGGUCCAGGGGCAGGUGUUCAAGGCCCACCGCUGCGUGCUAGCUGCAUCCUCACCCUACUUUCAUGACCAGGUGUGUGUCUGUUGUUCUGCUUGCUGGUGCGUUGCAUAGCCCGACUGAAUUUACACUGAACAAAAAUGUAAACGCAAGAUGUAAAGUGCUGGUUUUCAUGAGCUGAAAUAAGAUUGCAUACAUUUUCCAAAUGCACAAAAACCGUAUUUCUCUCUCAUUUUGUGCACACAUUUGUUUGCAUCCAUGUUAGUGAGCAUUUUAUCAUUUGUCAAGAUAAUCCAGCCACCUGAUGUGUGGAAUAUCAAGAAGAUGAUUAAACAGCAUAAUCAAUAUACAGGUGCACCUUGUGCUGGGGGCAAUAACCGGUGCCCCCGCACAUUGACUCUGUACCAGUACCCCCUGUACAUAGCCUCCCUACUGUCAUUUUAUUUUACUGCUGCUCUUUAAUUAUUUGCUAUUUGUUAUUUAUCUAUUUUUUACUUAACACUUUUUUUUAUUUUUAAAUAAACUGCAUUGUUGGGGUCUGAGGAGUAUUUCUGUCUGUAAUAAAGCCCUUUUGUGGGGAAAAACUAAUUCUGAUUGGCUGGGCCUGGCUCCCCAGUGGGUGGGCCUAUGCCCUCCAAGGCCCACCCAUGGCUGCACCCCUUCCCAGUCGUGAAAUCCAUAAAUUAGGGCCUAAUGAAUUUAUUUCAAUUGACUGAUUUCCUUUUAUGAACUGUAACUCAGUAAAAUUGUUGCAUGUUGCGUUUAUAGUUUUGUUCAGUAUAGUUUAACUCUAACAGCCACUGGUUGUGACUCAUCUAGAUGGUUUUCAUCCAAGGCCUAUUGCACUAUGCAACUUUCUGCACUGAAGUGAGAGUUUACAUCGAUAUCUUUGAUUCUGUGCAUUAGAUGUCGCCAACCAUCAUUAAAUGUCUCUUCAACCCCCCCCCCCCCCCUCCCCAGGUGCUCUUGAAGAACAUGUCCACCGUCUCCAUCCCUGCCGUUAUGGACCCGCUGGCGUUCGAGAGCAUCCUGAGCUGCGCCUACACGGGCCAGCUGCGCAUGCUCCGCGAAGACAUCGUCAACUACCUCACCGUGGGCAGCGUGCUGCAGAUGUGGCACAUCGUGGACAAGUGCACAGAGCUCCUCAAAGAGGGCCGGGUGGUGGGGAGUGGGGGCGCAGCCCAGGGCGUCAUUGGGGGAGCGCAGGGGAACCCUGGAUGCAGUAGCAGUGAAAGCUCCCUAGGGGCUGGUAGUGCCCAAGCUGGGGGAAGCAACACCCAGCCAGCCCCUCACCCUCCCAGCCGCCCGUCCCUGAGUGAGAGCCAGUCUCCCAGCAGCACCAACUACUUUAGUCCCAGAGACACCAACUUCGGAGGGGGAGCGGCGGCCGCUGGAGCUGCAGGGGAGGGAGGCGUGAACUCCACCCCCAGCUACUGCACCCCUUCUGGGGGCGAGGAUGCCUUCCUCAUCGAAGAAGAGGAUGAAGAAGAGGAAGAAGAGCUCCAGUACCAUAGGAAGCGACGGAGCAGCAGGAAGAAGACGACGACCUCUGUCUCGGACCAAGAGGUUGGAGUCAGCGAUAGCUUCGGGGUGUCGUCCUACCAAGAUGGGGAUGCCUCCCCUCUCCAGAAGCGGCCCACCUACAGCCAGCCCAGCAUCAUGCCCCGGAAACAGUGGGUGGUGGUAAAAACAGAGAGGCCCCAGGACGAUGACCUGAUUGUGGUGUCGGGUGAGGAAGGGCCAGAUGAGGAAGAGGAGAGAGAGUUGGAGAUGUUGAGGGAGAGGGAGAGGACGUUCAACAUAUCCAACAUUAGGACUCUGUCUGGAGAGCUGAGCAGCAAAGCGGACCAUGAAAUGGAGACACAGGUUAGUCAAACCCUUGAUGCAAAAUAUGUUUGUCUGUGGAUGUGGCUACUUACCAUUUUAACUUAUCAGGAGGACAACUGUUUGAUAGGUGCAUUUGGAAUGAGUGUCAGUUUCUGUAUUUUUGGAUCGUUACCAAACUGAAUCACUUUCUCUCAUAGAUGGAUUACUGCCAGUCUUCUGAAGACUACCUCAAGUUUGACAGUGGUUUGAUGGACCAGACUCCCCCACAGCACCUUCAUGACAGCGCUGGUCAGAGUGGUGGCAGAGCCGUCUCAGCCCUACUUGGCCAAGUCCAGUCUGCUGCUGCUGCUAGAGCUCAGCUCUUUCCCAUAGACAUGCAAGGCAACCAGAUCCUCAUGUACAGCCAAUCCUCUCUAGAUUCCUCUCAACCCAUAGGAAUGGGAGGUGUUAUGGCCGGGUCACCAUUUAAAGGGCCAAACCUGGAGCAUGGAGCGGUCCAUUUGUCAGCACAGGGGGGUUUGGGCCGGUGGCUUAGAUGGACUGGACGGGGGUGUUGGCGGGAGUUCAGGGAAGGUGUUCAUGUGCCACUGUGGAAAGACCUUCACCCACAAGAGCAUGCGCGACCGCCACAUCAACAUGCACCUGGACCUGCGGCCCUUCAACUGCCCGGUCUGCGCCAAGAAGUUCAAGAUGAAGCACCACCUGACGGAGCACAUGAAGACCCACACGGGGCUCAAGCCCUACGACUGCCACGGCUGCGGCAAGAAGUUCAUGUGGCGUGACAGCUUCAUGCGGCACCGCUCCCACUGCGAGAGACGUAGCGGGGCGGCUGGCAGGAGCGAGGACGGGGGAGGGUCCGACCACACUGAUGACAUCUCCCCACAGCACCUCCCUCAUCUCCACCUCUCGACCAGCGAGGCCGGUCAAGGUGCCGUUGGUGGCAGGAGCGGGAGCGGGAUCUCUGUCUUGUCCCCACAUCAUUCCAGUACAGGUAGCAGCAGCAAUGCUGUCUCUUGCCUGACCAUGGCCAGUGCUGGAGCGCUCUUAGGGGUCAACUCUCAGAGCGUGUUGCAGGGUCAAGGUUCAUCUGUGUUUGGUCUGGGGGUCAGCCGAGGUGGGUGUCAGGAGGAAGUGUGUGAGGUUGGUGCUAAUAAUAGUAGUGUCACUUAA